CCUCCAUGUUCACACAUGGCAUUCGCGGUACUUAAUGUUUUCCAGGCCCUGGUUGGAGAGAGGGCAUGUUACCAGUCUGUCUGUUGCUAUGGCACUCAGAUCUUUUACCUUGGAACCAAGUCUGUACACAUGAUGACACUGAGAAACUGGCGAGAGAGGGUGGAUUACCUGCUACAGCAGGAGAAGUUUAUGGAGGCGCUCUCCCUGGCAUGGUCGUUCCAUGAGGGCACUGCCAAAGCCGUCGUGGGAUUAUUUGGAGAUUCCUCUAAGAAGAAGAGUGUGGUGGCUGACAAGAUGGUGGAGAUACUUCUGCAGUAUGCAGAGCAUUCCUUGAAGAGGUGUCCUGAACAGGGCAAGAUCCAGGUGAUGGAGCAGCACUUCCAGGACAUGGUGCCUGUCAUGGUGGAGUACUGUCUGUUGCUACAGAGAAGGGACUUACUCUUUGGCCAGAUCUACGGCCGCCUGGCAGAGAACUCUGUGGCCAGGGGCAUCUUCCUGGAGACCCUGGAGCCCUAUAUUUUAAGCGAGCGUAUUGGCUGCCUGACCGCGCCUGUCAUGCGGGAUCUUCUGAGCCACUUCCAGGAGAAUGGCAUGAUGGAGAGCGUGGAGAAUUGCUUGGUGCACAUGGACAUCACCAGCUUGGAUAUCCAACAGGUUGUCCAGACUUGCUGGGAGAACCAGCUUUAUGAUGCCAUGAUCUACGUCUUCAACAGUGGGAUGAAUGAUUACAUCAGUCCUAUGGAGAAACUUUUCCAGAUGAUAGGUCCACCAUUACAUGAGGGCAAGGCUCUCACAGAUGAACAAGUGACAAUGGGCAACAAGCUGUUGGUUUAUAUAAGUUGCUGCCUGGCAGGACGAGCCUACCCACUUGGGGAUAUUCCAGAGGAUCUACUCCCACUGGUGAAAAACCAGGUGUUUGAAUUCCUGAUCCGCCUACACUCAGCCGAAGUCCCUGAGGAGGAGGAGGUGUACCCCUACAUCCACACUCUGCUACACUUUGACACGCGAGAGUUCCUCAAUGUUCUCGCUUUGACUUUUGAGGACUUUAAGAAUGACAAGCAGGCCUUAGAAUAUCAGCAGCGCAUUGUGGACAUUUUGCUGAAGGUCAUGGUGGAAAAUUCGGACUUCACUCCCUCCCAGGUGGGCUGUCUGUUCACUUUCCUGGCAAGACAGCUGGCCAAGCCUGACAACACCCUGUUUGUCAACAGGAAGCUCUUUGACCAGGUUUUGGAGUUUCUCUGCAGUCCUGAUGAUGACUCCAGACAUACAGAAAGACAACAAGUGCUGCUGGAGCUGCUCCAUGUUGGGGGGGUGGUCCAAUUUGAUGAACAGAGGCUCCUCAGCUUGGCUGAGAAGGCAGAGUUCUACCAGAUCUGUGAGUUCAUGUACGAGAAGAAGCACCUGUAUGAUAAAAUCAUCUUCUGCUACCUGAAGGACCCCAUGAGAAAGGAGGAGAUUUUUAAUUACAUCCACAAUAUCCUGUCCAUCCCUGGGUACAGCACAGAAGAGAGAGGGUCGGUGUGGAACGUAGUGCUCGCACACAUUCAGGAACUGGUAGCUAUUGACCCAUUCAAAGCUGCUGAUCUGGUGAGCCUGCACUUUGCUGAAGAGGUGACUGCCAUCGUUGGCAGACUAGAGGGUGAUUAUUUGGUCUUCCAGUUCCUGAUGUAUCUUCUGGAAUCCAGCGAUCGCCCACAUUCCCAGCCUUUUCUGCAGCUCAGCCCUGAAAUCUAUGAGCAUCAUAUAAAGCUCCUGUGUCGCUUCAGUCCCCAGAAGGUCACCAGCUUCCUGAAGACUUCAGAGGACUACCGGCUGGAGGAGGCCAUCCAGAUCAGCAGAGAGCACAAUCUUCAUGAGGCCACUGCCUACCUAUUGGAGAGGAAAGGUGACAUUCAAGGAGCUUUCCAAGUGUUAUUGCAGACCCUGGAGCACAAACUGGCUGCUCUGUCGCAGGACAAAGAAGGUUCCCUGCAGGAGGACUGUCUUUUGCAGCUGGUGGAGCAAUCCCUAGAAGAUCUUACCUCUUUGUGUGACAGGAGCUCUCGCAUCCUCGACCAGCAACAGAGAGAGGCCCUGUGGUUCCUGCUUCUCGAGGCAAUGAUGUCACCACAGAAGUGCCUGCGGGGACCAUCCUCACAUCACGCUUCAGUAGCCCUGAAGGAGCUAACCAUGAAGGUUGUCUAUAGCAUGGCCAGCUUCAUCGCAAUGCCGUCCAUAAUCCAGCGCAUCCUGCAGGAUCCCGUGUAUGGAAAGGGGAGGCUGGCUGAGAUCCAGGGACUCAUCCUGGGAAUGCUGGAGACCUUCAACUACGAGAGGACCCUACUGGAAACGACUACCAGCCUGCUCAACCAGGACCUGCACUGGUCAUUGUCACAGCUGCGCACCGCAGUCAGCCGUGGCCUGCACCCUCGGGAAGACCACUGCAACAUCUGCUUGCAGCAGUACAGGCGGCAGCACGGUGAAAAGGAUGAGGUCAUCGUUUUCAGCUGUGGUCACCUGUACCACUGCCAGUGUUUGCAGAGUAAGGCUUGUACCCUGGCACAGCAACAGCUCGCAUGGAGCUGCUACAAAUGUUCCUCCAGUCAGGGAGGGCGUGGGGGCAGCUGUGGCCCAGCGUGCAAUCAGGAGUACCUACAAACCCACAGCACGUCACUGGCAGAGAUUAAGAUCAUGUCUGUGAUCUGUUUGCCUGCUGAAGACCUGCAUGGGAAGGUGAACCCUGACACCACGCUGAAUGCCCAGCAGAGCCAGUCCUGGGCCCAGUUACGCUGCUGCUACCGCGGCCCUUCCAGGCUGGCCCUGCUCGCUGAGCUGUCUUGUUCCCGUGGCGCUGAGAGAUCCAACCUCACUUCUGCUAGUGUGUUUCACAGCGAGAGUUUCCAGCUACAGCUCUGUCCCCCACCCCUGAUGGAGGACUAGCUCCUUCCCCUAUUACAUGUGAAUAAAACAAAAUCUUUAAAUGAG
This is a messenger RNA of Paramormyrops kingsleyae, 2964 nucleotides long. The record is from RefSeq and is a predicted model, not a curated record. Lineage: Eukaryota; Metazoa; Chordata; Actinopteri; Osteoglossiformes; Mormyridae.